Molecule: messenger RNA, 1251 nt
Organism: Phragmites australis (common reed)
Lineage: Eukaryota; Viridiplantae; Streptophyta; Magnoliopsida; Poales; Poaceae
Product: xyloglucan endotransglycosylase/hydrolase protein 8-like
Exons: 2
Coding region: 195-1052 (285 amino acids)
Biological process (GO): cell wall biogenesis; xyloglucan metabolic process
Cellular component (GO): apoplast; cell wall
Molecular function (GO): xyloglucan:xyloglucosyl transferase activity; hydrolase activity, hydrolyzing O-glycosyl compounds
Source: RefSeq, a predicted model, not a curated record
AAUCCGAAGCUUCGCGCCCGCCCGACGCCGCAAGCAAAAAGAAGCAGAGCAGGGCACCCGCGGCCACCACUACAGUAUAAAGCCGCGCCACUUCCUUGUGCUUGGCCGCACCGAACCAACCGCACUCCACUCGACUAGGUAGCCUCAUCUCAUACCCAAGAAGCAGAGCAUCAGCAGCAGCCACCGCCAAGGCCAUGGCGCGGCGGGCUGUGCCUCUGCUCGCGUCCCUCGCCGUCUCCGUCUCCCUCCUGGCCGCCGUCUCGUCGGCGGACUCGUGGCUCUACGAGAAGUUCACCCCGGACGGUAACGUCCGCGUGAACUACGACGCGUCGGGCCAGCAGGUGACGUCGCUCGUCCUCGACCAGCAGUCCGGCGGCGCCUUCAUCUCCAAGCAGAAGUACCUCUACGGCGAGUUCAGCAUCCAGAUGAAGCUCAUCCGCGGCAACUCCGCCGGCACCGUCACGUCCUUCUACCUGACAUCCGGUGACGAACCCGGGCACGACGAGAUCGAUAUGGAGUUCAUGGGAAACUCGAGCGGCGACCCCGUGGUGCUCAACACCAACGUGUGGGCCGGCGGCGACGGCAAGAAGGAGCACCAGUUCUACCUCUGGUUCGACCCCGCCGCCGACUUCCACAAGUACACCAUCAUCUGGAACGACAAGAACAUCAUCUUCAAGGUGGACGACCUCUUCAUCCGGAGCUUCAAGCGCUACGCCGACCUGCCCUACCCGGGCGGCAAGCCCAUGUCCGUGCACGCCACGCUGUGGGACGGCAGCUACUGGGCGACGCUGCAGGGGGAGGUGAAGGUCGACUGGUCCAACGCGCCCUUCGUUGUGUCCUACCGCGGCUACUCCGCCGACGCCUGCACCCCUAACGGCGACGGCCGCCCGCUGUCGUGCCCCGCCGGGACGGACCGGUGGAUGAACCGGCAGCUCAACGACGCCGAGUGGGGCACCGUGGCGUGGGCGAAGCAGAACUACAUGCACUACAACUACUGCGAGGACGGGUGGAGGUUCCCUCAGGGCUUCCCCGCCGAGUGCUCCCGCAACUGAUCCUUCCGUCCAGGCAUCCAUCCCCAUUGUUGGCUUGAUUGAUCGACAUUAGUCUUCUUCUGCCAUUUUUACUACCUCCCAUGUACAUUUUGUCAUCCAUUGUUCUUGAUGUCCUUUUCCCUCUUACUGUUGCUUGAUUGUUACCGAGAGGGGUUAAAGAUAAGGUGAAUUUCACAGCGAAAGUUAGAUGGUGAUUUUA